Molecule: messenger RNA, 822 nt
Organism: Alternaria hordeiaustralica
Lineage: Eukaryota; Fungi; Ascomycota; Dothideomycetes; Pleosporales; Pleosporaceae
Exons: 2
Coding region: 1-822 (273 amino acids)
Biological process (GO): nucleobase-containing compound metabolic process
Molecular function (GO): 3'-5' exonuclease activity; nucleic acid binding
Source: RefSeq, a predicted model, not a curated record
AUGGCGACGCUAGUAGACCAGCUGAUCUCCACACACGAAGCCCGAGAUGGAACGCUUGACUCACCCAUCAUCCACCUCUCUCUCGAAGGCGCAGACCUAUGCCGCUCGGGCACGAUCUCUAUCCUCACUCUCUUGCUCUGCGAAGACCCUCAGUCGCAACAAACCUACCUCGUCGACGUGCAUAAGCUCGGCGCAUACGCAUUCAGUACUGUGGGUACGAUGAGGACGACACUGAAAGACAUACUGCAGAAUGGAAAGAUCCCCAAGGUUUUCUUCGACGUCCGCAAUGAUUCCGACGCGCUGUUCGCGCGUUUCGGCAUCGCCCUACAAGGGGUGCAGGACGUACAGCUUAUGGACAGUGCGGCGAGAGAGAAAAGGGCAGAGCGUGAGUAUCUCAGUGAACUGCCCCGUUGCGUGGAGCAGAACAGUAUAGUCUCAUUUCACCGCUACAACACUUGGUGCAGAGAUAGGACCGCGGGCGAGCUGGUAUUCAGGGUCGAAUUUGGCGGGUCGCGCGAAGCCUUCAGCAUGCGGCCUCUUGCCGAUGAUAUCGUCUCAUACUGUGUGGGCGAGGUCAUGUGGCUUCCGGAAUUGCGUAACAAGCUCUGGGGGACGCGUACGCAGGAAUGGCGGGACUUUGUGCGCGACGAGACGGAGAGACGAGUCGCGUAUACUCAUGGGGCCGAUUAUCAGCCUGGUGGGACGGAUUGGGUGCUGGCGCCGUGGAAUGACGAGCAGAACAGGGUGCUGGACAGGUUGAACGGCGCCCGUGAUUUUGAUGGCUUGCUAGAUGACGACGAGGUUGACGAGGACGUAGAGUGA